AUGUCUUCCGAUAGCAAAACAGAAAAAGCACCAGUCCAAGAGGGCUACUUCCCCACGUUUCUGGGUUUGAGAGGCCAAACGCUGCAGAACACGGUCAGUGUGAUGGCUUCUGUUGGAUUCUUGCUUUUUGGAUACGACCAAGGAGUUAUGGGCUCUCUUUUGACUCUGGAGUCAUUUAGAGACACUUUCCCUUCCAUUGACACCAUCAGACACGCGGACGCUGCCACUAUGCAGGGAUUCACGAUUGCUGUGUACGAGAUAGGGUGUUUGGCCGGUGCUCUUGCGACGCUUUAUUUCGGAGACAAGCUCGGCAGAUUGCGGUGUAUUUUCAUCGGCUGCGUCGUGAUGACUAUUGGAGCCAUCUUGCAGUGCACGGCCUUCAGUGUUGGCCAUCUUAUUGUUGGCAGAAUUGUCACCGGUCUCGGAAACGGAUUCAACACAAGUACAAUUCCCAUGUGGCAGGCCGAGUGCUCGAAGCCAAACAAAAGAGGAAAGCUCGUGAUGAUGUCAGGUGCGCUGAUCACGGGAGGCAUUGCUCUUUCGUACUGGGUCGAUUUCGGGUUCUACUUCACCAAGGGCUCUGUUGCAUGGCGGUUCCCUGUGGCUUUCCAGAUGAUCUUCCCAAUUAUCAUUCUUCCAUUCAUCAUGAAGCUACCAGAAUCGCCUAGAUGGCUCAUCAAAAAAGGUCACUACGAGAGAGCCCGGAUCGUGUUUGCAAGCUUGGACGGCGUGUCCACGGUGGACCCUGAAGUCGAGGACCAGAUCAGCGACGUGCGUGUCUCGCUGCUCGAGGAGAACCUCGAAGGCGGCAAUACGUUCACGGCCAGCAAGCUCUUCACCCAGGGCGAGCACAGAGACUUCCACAGAAUGUGUCUUGGUCUUUGGGCGCAGAUUUUCCAGCAGAUCACCGGUAUCAACUUGAUCACGUACUAUGCGGGUACGCUUUUCGAGAGCUACAUUGGCAUGACUGCAUUCAACUCACGUAUUCUGGCCGCUUGUAACGGAACAGAGUACUUUCUUGCCUCGUGGAUUCCGUUCUUUUUGAUUGAGAACGUUGGCAGACGGAAAUUGAUGAUGUUUGGUGCCGCAGGUCAGUCCAUCACCAUGGUCAUGCUGACGGUGACCAUGUACUUGUCGGGAGAAAAAGGUGACAGCCACGCGGCCAUAGCAGCGGCCGUGCUGCUGUUUGUGUUCAACACGUUCUUUGCCAUCGGCUGGCUUGGCAUGACGUGGCUAUAUCCGGCCGAAAUUCCGCCACUCAGUAUCCGGGCCCCAGCAAAUGCCGUCUCGACCGCCGGAAACUGGUCAUUCAACUUCAUGGUCGUGAUGAUCACGCCUAUUGCAUUCAAGAACAUCGACUACUACACCUACGCGAUCUUCGCCGUCAUUAACGCGCUGAUGGUGCCUAGCGUGUACUUCCUGUUCCCAGAGACUGCGGGCAGGUCGUUGGAGGACAUGGACCACAUCUUUUCGCAGUGCGACCCAUGGAAGCCAUGGGAAGUGGUUGGCAUUGCCAGAAGACACCCAAGAACGCACGGCGUGGGCGCGGACCUCCGGCUGGAGCACGGCAAGGUCAGCGCCGAAAACAUUGAAAACGCUACUGGAUCUACCUCGUGA
This is a messenger RNA of Ogataea parapolymorpha DL-1, 1617 nucleotides long. RefSeq names its product Sugar (and other) transporter. Gene Ontology annotation, molecular function: carbohydrate:proton symporter activity. NCBI's taxonomy places the organism in Eukaryota, Fungi, Ascomycota, Pichiomycetes, Pichiales, Pichiaceae. The record is from RefSeq and is a predicted model, not a curated record. Gene Ontology annotation, biological process: carbohydrate transport; transmembrane transport. The coding region runs from base 1 to 1617 and encodes 538 amino acids. The transcript has a single exon. Gene Ontology annotation, cellular component: membrane.